This is a messenger RNA of Cylindrotheca closterium, 1566 nucleotides long. NCBI's taxonomy places the organism in Eukaryota, Bacillariophyta, Bacillariophyceae, Bacillariales, Bacillariaceae. The record is from the annotation of a GenBank genome assembly.
AUGGAAGGCAUUCUAGAAGGUGCCAUGGAAAAGGCCAACUAUGGAAAGCUAAAAGAAAUCCUUCUGGAUGGAAAGCGAUCUGCUUCUGUUUUGUUGGAAGAACAAAACAAAGAACAAUCGCCAUCGUCAACAAGAACAAGAACAACAACAACAACAAUACGAACAACGACAUCAAGAAGUCAGAAUGAGCCAGCAGACAAACGCCAGAAAGGAGAUCCUUUGAACCGAUAUUCUGGCUGGACGGUUCCUUCCAACAGUCACAUUUUGGAAACAGUCGAUAUUGACACGAUCACGCCAGAAUCAUUUUACAGAGAUUAUGUUCGGCUGCGAAAACCGGUGGUGAUUCGGGGAUCGUUGCAAAAAGUUGCGGACGCGCCCAACUUGGACAAUUGGAAGUCCGUUGACUACCUCCGAACAAAGGCAGGAGAUUCGACCGUCGUGGUGGAACAACGGUCUUCUGAAAAAGAUUCUUUUGGAAAGGGCAAUGAAAAAUCCAUGGCCUUUGGGGAGCUACUGGAAUUGAUUGCCAAGGGAGAUGCCAUGCAUUAUCUGACGACCCAAGAUGUGGAAGCCAACGAGGAUGGUCGGCCUGAUCUCAUGGCACCCUUUAUGAAACGAUUUCAAGACGAUUUUCCACUGCGUCCUAUUCUAAUGGGGAAUCUGGUGCCGCAGAAUAUCAACGUGUGGAUGGGGAACAACUCGGAUGGGGCGUCGUCUGGUUUGCAUCAUGACUAUCAUGACAACUUGUAUUUGGUUCUGAAGGGAAAGAAACGAUUCCGUCUCUUCAGUCCCAUGGAUACGGAGAAAAUGUACACCAGAGGAAAGUUGUUACAGGUGCAUGAAAAUGGGAGAAUCAAUUACGAAGGGGACGAGACGACUGCCUAUGGAGCAGAUCUCAAGUCCGAUGCGGCUGCCACAGCGGCGAUGCGAAAAGAAAGCGCAGAAUCUAUGCUCGCUCAAGCAGAACUAGACGUGGAAAACGGAGUAGAUGGGGCUCAAGAACGUUUGGAAGCUGCCGAGUCUGCCAUGGAUGAUGCUCUGGAAGCGCUGUUGGAUGCGGAAGCAGAUGACGAGGACGACGAUGAAGAUGAAGAUGGCGGGACAUUGUUUUCGUCUCAAGGAGCCAAGUUUGAUGAUAACGACAACAACGACUACGGCGAUGAUGACGAUGAUGAUGAAAAUGAUGGCCAAGAAGAAGAUGAGCCAGAGCAAAAUGAUUCCAAGCCGAGUUCUACUGCUUCAAGUCGACGUUUGGUCGACAGAACUGUCAAGAACCCUGACAACUUUAGUCGGGUGCCAUUUGACAUUCUGGAUGACAAGAAGGAGCUAGACAAAUCCUUCCCAGAUAUGUUGAACGCCAAGGCUGCCUUUUGUACGGUGGAAGAAGGAGAAUGUUUGUAUCUACCAGCCUCUUGGUUCCAUGAAGUACGAUCCUUUGGAGGCAAGGGAGGGCAUCUGGCAAUGAACUACUGGUUUCAUCCUCCAGAUGCCGCGGAUAACUUUGAAAAGCCAUAUACGACAAACUUUUGGCCAAACGACUUUGAGCAGCGGUUUGAUUCACAAUGA